This is a messenger RNA of Symbiodinium sp. CCMP2592, 789 nucleotides long. NCBI's taxonomy places the organism in Eukaryota, Dinophyceae, Suessiales, Symbiodiniaceae. The record is from the annotation of a GenBank genome assembly.
AUGGGACGGGCCACUUUGGCGGAGACAGGUGGCGAAAGGUCCGCAAGCGCCUGGGCCCUGUUUAACUCGUGGGUCGCUCGGGAAGGCCUGACGGUCUCUCGGGCUGCGAAGUUCCGCAUUCGCGGGAAGCGGAUGCUCCGGGAGAAGGCAGCGAUGAAGCUCAAGUGGAACCACCGAAAAAGCAAGGACAUUCGGGAGAAGUUCGCGGCACUCGCUCAGGCGAAGUACGAGGCCAACCGAAAGAAGGCCGAGGCUUACAGAAAGGCCCAGUCGUUCGGCGAUGUUUCGCCGCAAGUCGCUGCCGACGAGGCCGAGGUCGUUCGAAAAGCAGAAGCCGAAGCCCACCUGGAUGCUGACCUUGCCGUUCGGGAAGUGCAGGCGGACACCUGGACCUGGACUUUGGGUCGUUCGCUUCGUGACUUCAAGCCGGUCGGCCGUGGGGCGAGCGGUGAGGUCUUCUUCGCCACCUUCGAAGGCCUUCCGGUUGCAGUGAAGCUGACAAAAGGUCGGGGGCUGCAAGCGGCAGCAACCGGCAUCGACGUUCAGGAGGAGUUCGCCGUUUUGACGGCCCUGGGGCAGCACCCCAACGUCGUUCGAGCUUUCGCCGUUGUCACGAGCUCGCUGGGCCGGCCGGGCUUGGUUCUCGAGAGGGCGUCUGAGAGCCUGCAUGCGAAAGCUCGCAGGCUCAAGGACGAUCGGCCGGCAGGGCCUCGCUGCUGGGACUUUUUUCGCAGUUCGUCCUCGGCCUGUCCUUCGUGCACGGGCGUUCGGUCAUGCAUCUCGAUGUGA